Leishmania mexicana MHOM/GT/2001/U1103 is the source of this 2034-nucleotide messenger RNA. RefSeq lists its product as hypothetical. Lineage: Eukaryota; Euglenozoa; Kinetoplastea; Trypanosomatida; Trypanosomatidae. The record is from RefSeq and is a predicted model, not a curated record. Gene Ontology annotation, biological process: protein deubiquitination. The transcript has a single exon. Bases 1 to 2034 code for a protein of 677 amino acids. Gene Ontology annotation, molecular function: cysteine-type deubiquitinase activity.
AUGGAGUACCUAGAUAAUCUCUUGAACAGGAAGAUUGAGCGGGAGCGGCUCAGCGCGGGCGGUAUUGACGCGUCGUCAUCGUCUGCAGCUUCGGCUGCCGGAACUAGCGGCAAAGAUGUUGAAGGACCGGGCACUACUGGGGAUAGGCAGCUCAAGUCUGCGGCACCGCGACUGUGUUGGCUCUGCAACCGAACAAGUCCCUUGCGCUUCCGUUUACAAGGAGGUAUCCACCUCUGCUUUACUUGCUUCCGGGCGUCGUACUUGUCGCUGCUUCUCCCCAUCAUCAACACACCUGCCAGGCGCGCGAGUGACGCGAGAUUCUUGAAGCUGAUUGGCAGCAUUGAGAAUGAGAGAGCAGUGUCCAUGUCGUCUCCAACUGAGGAGUUACUCGCCAGCAUGUACGGCGAGGUAAUUGAGCCACAACAGGCAUCGUUCGUGAUGAGCUCGUCCAUGAUGCGGCUGCGGCGAGAGGAGGAGGAGAGGCGCCUACUGUCGGCGACGCAGCGCCCUCACAGCGGUGGUGCCGCCAGCUUCACGAAGAGCUUCAAAUCCUUUUGGAAUUGUCCCCUGUGUACCUUCCUGAACGCGGCCGUCGCGCGCGAGUGCGAGGCGUGCGGGUUCGUUAAUCCGGGCGAGGUCACCUGCCCCGUCUGCAAGGCUCGCUGCUCCCUCGGCAUGAUAAGCACCUCGUCGCCCGAGGAGAACCCCGCCAGCAGGUGCAAGACCGGCGAGCCUCAUUGCAUCUGGAACUGCCGCGAGUGCGGCGGGCUCAACACCCUCGACGGUGACCGCUGCACGUCGUGCCGCCAGCCGCGCUACUGGGCAUGCUCGCAGUGCACGGCACUGCACCACAUGGCGCGUGGCGAGGAUGGCUUGCGCUACUGUCCCACCUGCGGCGCCUACAACACCCCGGGUGACAUCUUGGUUGGUCAGGCAAAGAUCGACCAAGAGACCAAGUAUGUGGGUAUGGUGGCGAGGCAGCAGAGUGCGGCGCAGCGGCGCAAGGGCGGCAACAAGGAUCAUGACCACAACCGCGGUGACUCACGGGCUGCAGCAGGCGGUGCUGCCGAGGCGAAAGCCGACGACCAAAUUGUCUUCGGUGUUAACGACGCCCAUACGCUGGAGGAGCUGGAGCGGCAGAAGCAAAUCGCAAACAAUGAAAAACGGCUGCUUUCCCGCCUGAACCAGUUGAACAUUUCCCGAAACCUGCAGAAGACGGACGGCAACUGCCUCUUCAGUGCUCUGGCGAACCAGCUCUUUGGGCAGCCACGGCUGCAUUACCUCGUCCGCUCUCUCGCUACCGCGUACAUGAGCGAGCACCCAGAAGACUACGCCAUCCUCUUCGACGGCGCGGCGGAGUGGAAGAAGUACCUGACAACGAUGAAGGAGCAGGGAACCUGGGGUGAUGAGCUAUGCCUCAACGCUGCCGCCCGUUGCUUUCGGGUUAACAUCCACGUCAUCACGAGCGACCAGGAGCGCUGGCACAUUGUGUUCCAGCACGACCAGCUAGGGCGCACGCGCACGAUUCGCAGCGACGAGGCUGCGAGGGAGACCAGCAUGGCGCAGACUUUUACCACGUAUGAAGGUGUGUCGCUGUUUCUCGCCUACCUUUCCCCAGUGCAUUACGACGACAUCACCCCCUCACCUGUGGCACACCUCCAGCUUGGCGAGUUGCUCAGCGGGGAGCUGAACAAGCGCAUGAAGCGCAAUCAGACGACACACAGUCCCAGUGAAAGUGGUAGCAGCACUCCGGCAUCAGCAUCAGCAGGCCCCAGCGGCGGAGUCCGCUGGGCAGAUGCUUCCAACUUUUCACACCUGCCUUCCCAUCUGCUUCCCGCGCCUCCGGCUAAACUGCGCACGAAGUCGUCUGAUGACAUUGUGAAGUCGUGCCUGGAGUCAUCGAGCGUGCCAAACACGGCGAUACCCCAGGUGCCACGCUCGCGCCCGCAUUCCUGCAAGCCGAACAAAUACAAGAGUUCGGAGCCGCCGUCGCCGGCUAGCUUACACAGCUUGCCUAACGAGUACACAUGCUAG